Humulus lupulus (European hop) is the source of this 2574-nucleotide messenger RNA. RefSeq names its product low affinity sulfate transporter 3-like. Gene Ontology annotation, molecular function: secondary active sulfate transmembrane transporter activity. Gene Ontology annotation, biological process: transmembrane transport. The transcript has 12 exons. Lineage: Eukaryota; Viridiplantae; Streptophyta; Magnoliopsida; Rosales; Cannabaceae. The record is from RefSeq and is a predicted model, not a curated record. The coding region runs from base 132 to 2336 and encodes 734 amino acids. Gene Ontology annotation, cellular component: membrane.
UAAGAUCCUUCAUAAUGAAACAUGCACUUUAGCAUCAAACAUAGUUUGCAAACCUGGUGUUUUGCUUUCUUUACUGCCAAAACAUAAACAUUUUUUACUUUCGGAGUUCUCCCGAACACUUCAAUCCCACCAUGGCUUCUUCUGCCAUGGGAGACAACGGUGGGCGCGGUAACGGUGGCGGAGACGAAAGGGCCAAGUACUUAGGAUUCAGUAGUAUUGCUCCUGAUCCAUAUUCUCCCUCCACCGGCGGCGAAGCCGACGACGAAAACGAAAAGGAAAAGGAGAGAAUAAGCUUCCCAGCUGGUUCCCCCAAACACUUCAAAAAAUCAACCAGUGUCACUACUACUACUACUGCCUCAGUUGAAAACUACAAUAUCGAAAUGGCCCAAGUCUACGACAACGUCAACGACGACAUCGAGAAAAACGGCUUCGUGGAAAGGUCACGAUGGGUUCUCAACGCACCUGAACCACCGGGGCUAUUCCGUGAGGUGGUAGAUUCGGUGAGGGACACCAUUGGUUCAUUGAGAAACAAGUACUACAAGUCUCUCCAAAGCCAGAGUUUCAUCAAACGCAUGGUCCUUCUUCACCAAAACAUAUUUCCUAUUCUGGUAUGGGGUCGAAGUUACAGCUCAGCCAAGUUCAAGAAUGAUUUAAUGGCUGGUUUGACCAUUGCAAGCCUCUGUAUUCCCCAGAGUAUUGGAUAUGCAACUUUAGCAAAGCUUGAUCCUCAAUAUGGCCUUUAUACAAGUGUUGUACCACCACUUAUCUAUGCUGUAAUGGGGACUUCGAGAGACAUAGCGAUUGGACCAGUGGCUGUGGUAUCACUACUUUUGCCUUCAAUGAUUCAGAAACUAGUAGACCCCGGGACUGAUCCAAUUACUUAUAGAAACUUUGUCUUGACUGCAACUUUCUUCUCUGGAAUCUUUCAAGGAGCCUUUGGUUUCUUCAGGUUGGGAUUUCUGGUGGAUUUUCUUUCCCAUGCUGCAAUAGUGGGCUUUAUGGCUGGUGCAGCCAUCAUUAUUGGGCUUCAACAACUGAAAGGGCUACUUGGGAUCACUCACUUUACUAAUAAAACUGAUAUUAUCUCUGUCAGUAAAGCUGUUUGGAAUUCAAUUCACCAUCCUUGGAGUCCUUAUAAUUUCAUUAUUGGUAGCUCAUUCCUGGGUUUCAUUUUUUUUACUAGAUUUCUGGGUAAAAAGAACAAGAAACUUUUUUGGUUGCCGGCGGCUAUUGCACCUUUGUUGUCAGUUAUACUAUCCACUCUAAUUGUAUAUCUAGUAAAAGCUGAUAAGAAUGGAGUUAAGAUUGUGAAACAUAUAAAAGGAGGCUUGAAUCCUAGCUCUGUUCAUCUAUUACAGCUUCACAGCCCCUUUGUUUGGGAAGUGGCCAAAAUUGGACUCAUUGUCGCCGUUGUCGCAUUAACGGAAGCAAUUGCAGUGGGUCGGUCUUUCGCAACAAUGAAAGGGUACCACCUUGAUGGAAACAAAGAGAUGGUAGCAAUGGGAUUCAUGAACAUAAUUGGAUCAUUAACUUCUUGUUAUGUGGCAACUGGUUCAUUUUCUCGGACUGCUGUGAAUUUCAGUGCGGGCUGUGAAACCCUGGUAUCAAAUAUAGUGAUGGCCAUUACAGUUCUGAUAUCGCUGCAAUUUCUGACGAAGCUGCUGUAUUACACUCCCACAGCUAUACUUGCUUCCAUAAUUCUCUCAGCUCUGCCUGGACUCAUCAACCUCAACGCAGCCUACCAUAUUUGGAAGCUUGAUAAGCUUGACUUUUUGGCUUGCAUUGGAGCCUUUAUUGGGGUUCUCUUUGCUUCUGUUGAGAUCGGUCUUACAAUUGCGGUGACAAUAUCGUUUGUGAAGAUAAUUCUGAUAUCGAUAAGACCGGGCAUGGAAACUCUAGGAAAACUUCCGGGAACUGAAAUCUUUUGCGAUAUUCAGCAAUAUCCGAUGGCCAUUCAAAUUCCUGGAACAAUGAUUAUUCGAAUCAAGCCUGCCUUGCUUUGUUUUGCAAAUGCCAACUUCGUAAGAGAAAGGAUUAUGGACUGGAUAUCGGAGGACAUUGAAGAAAAUAACAAAAGGACCAUUCAAGUUCUCAUUCUUGACAUGUCUAAUUUGCUGAACAUUGAUACAUCAGGAAUAGCUUGUCUUGACGAUAUGCAUAAAAGUUUGACCACACAAGGAAUCGAGAUAGCUAUUGCCAAUCCUAGAUGGCAAGUGAUUCACAAACUAAAGCUAGCCGAGUUUGUGAGUAAAAUAGAAGGAAGGGUCUUCUUGACUGUGGGAGAAGCUGUUAUGAAUUAUGCAACUGCAAAAAUUCCUGUCCGUACCACUGCUUAAUUGUCCUAAUUUGAUAGUUUUUUUUUUCUUGGUGUUGAUCGCUCUCUGUGUGUGGUCCGGAAUCUACCUCUCCACUUCACUUGUAAUGCACUUAAAAAAUAAAAUAAGGAAAGGUACUUUUACGCACAGUUUGCUCUGUCAGAAUAUUGUAAUAAAUAAUGAAGUGUAAUGUAAUGUAAAAUAUUAACAAUAUUUACCCUCUCUUAAUUUAUGCGUGUAGAUAUUAGUUGAACUUGCA